Messenger RNA from Drosophila pseudoobscura, 1764 nucleotides. RefSeq names its product ketimine reductase mu-crystallin. The transcript has 3 exons. Gene Ontology annotation, molecular function: hormone binding. Gene Ontology annotation, cellular component: cytoplasm. Lineage: Eukaryota; Metazoa; Arthropoda; Insecta; Diptera; Drosophilidae. Bases 528 to 1556 code for a protein of 342 amino acids. The record is from RefSeq and is a predicted model, not a curated record.
UGCCUAUCGCAAAAAGUGAGCGCCUAGAUCUCAGAGACUAUAAGAGCUAGAGCAACCAAAUUUAGUAUCUACACUCCUAUGGUAUCGAACCUGUACAAGUGUAUUUCAAAACUUCGCCCCAGCUCCUUCCGCCCUCACAAAGAACGAAAAUCUGUGGCAUCCACAAUUUUGAAGAUACGGGAAAAUUAAAAUCAUAAAGAAUGACCAUAUCUACCAGAUUGCCGAAUCUUGAUCAGAUCGAAUUAUUAUUAUAGCCAAAAGUAACAUAUCAAUUUUCGGUCGCUACGCAGAGCCCGACGACACGUUCAGGCUGAUUUUCUGUCUCUCUCGCAUUCACUUUUUGUCGCUCAAUGUUACGCGGUGUCUGCCGGAGAAGAACCAUAUUGACUAAGUAUCAGGCAUAAAUGUAGAGUUGCGGUCGCAGCAGCAACUCAUUAAUUAUUAUGAUUAUAUUAUUGCAACUUGCAAGUCACACAGUCGGAAAAUCAUUUACAGAUCGGUGUAGUGCAUAAUAAUUCACUUUUACAAUGAACAAUGAGACGGCGCCAUUAUAUUAUAGUGCGGAGACAGUCCGACGUCUCCUCAACUGGCCGCUUGUCAACGAAGCAGUAGAGUCAGCAUUGAAGGCAGUUGUGUCUUCACAGAACCGUCCUCCUAAUGCGGCCUAUGUGAACCAGCCAAAGAGGAGCAUCACCGCGUGCAAGGAUCCGGGCCAAUUCUUGUUCACGAUGCCCGCCUUUGUGGGCAACUUCACGCUGCCCUCGGAUUGCUAUGUUGGGGAUGCGGCCAACGUUACACGCUCGACAUUGGCCUGCAAGGUGGUUUCAUCGUUCAGUUCUAAUCCUCAACAAGAACCGCCGCUGCCCAGCAUAAAUGCAAACAUCUUACUCUUCAGCAUUCAGACUGGAGAGCUGACUGCUAUUAUGGCUGGCACAGAUGUAACUACCUGGCGCACAGUGGCUGCCUCAAUAGUGGCAACCAAGUACCUCUAUUUUCGUCGUUUUGGCCCUAGCGCCGAGCACGAGCGGGAGAUAACGGUUGCUAUAAUUGGUUGCGGAGUACAGGGAAAAAUGCACGCAUCGGCAUUUUGUUCCAUGUUCAAAGUGAAGCAAUUGAAUCUAUUUAAUCGCAGCACUGCCAGGGCCUUUGAGCUAGCCGAGCAGAUGAAGCAGGAGCUGGGAUGCGCGGGACAGACAAAAAUUAGUGUAUGCAGCAAUCCAGAACAGGCUGUGAAAAGCGCCGAUGUCAUUUGCAUUGCCACUUACUCGAAGGAGCCGCUGAUCUUCGCAUCAGAUCUGCGCGAAGAGGGAUCUGUCCACAUUAAUGCUGUGGGCGCAGGCGAAAACCACUACUCGGAGGUGGCGACAAAUAUAUACGAACGUGCCCAGGUCUAUGUAGAUUGCUUUGCCAAUGCCGAAAGCGAGUUGAUUGGCCUUCCCGCGCCUAUUACCGCCGAGUUGGGAUCAGUCAUCAACAGUGGGCAUUAUCCCGAAGCGUCAGACAUCACCAUUUUCCAGUCCAUGGCUCUGAACUCUGUUUUCAGGAAUGGCUUCUGAGGAUGCUUGUGUGGCGCAGGCCUUGCAGGACGCUUCCCUGUCCGGCGUCAAGUAAUACAGCCCGCUGUCUUUUUACAGCCCCAAACGCUUGUGAUAAAUAGCUAGACAUGUGCCCUAUUUAGAAAUGACGGAGCUGAAAUGUUUAUGUUGAGGCAUUUAUGGCAAAUAAUAAAUAUUUCAUGUAUAUAAAAAUCAAUUGGAAACGUAA